Molecule: messenger RNA, 5220 nt
Organism: Scatophagus argus
Lineage: Eukaryota; Metazoa; Chordata; Actinopteri; Scatophagidae
Gene: hic1
Product: hypermethylated in cancer 1
Exons: 2
Coding region: 179-2482 (767 amino acids)
Biological process (GO): regulation of transcription by RNA polymerase II
Cellular component (GO): nucleus
Molecular function (GO): DNA-binding transcription factor activity, RNA polymerase II-specific; RNA polymerase II cis-regulatory region sequence-specific DNA binding; protein binding
Source: RefSeq, a predicted model, not a curated record
UUUGGUCCAGCCGGACCCCAGCACAGUCUGAAGUGUCAGAUAGUCUUGUUAACACGUGCGAAAUUACAGUGUAUGGAAGAGGGUGAAAGAAGGGGAAACCCGGGAGAGAGAGGGCUGCUGAACGCGACAGAGGCGUUUUGGGAGGGAGUUGGACUUGGGGGAUACUGCGGAGGUCCUAAUGAGGGAAUGCCGAAAAGGAGGGCAGACGUACGGCCAGAGCACCAGACAUGAGUCCGAGAUAUCUGUUGUUUCAGGUGGCGGACUGAAGACGAUGCUGGGUGCCAUGGAAGUUCAAAGUCAUGCUAGGGAUCUCCUCCUGCAGCUCAACAGCCAGCGAACCAAGGGCUUCCUGUGUGAUGUUAUCAUUGUGGUGCAGAACGCCCUCUUCAGAGCUCACAAGAACAUUUUGGCUGCCAGCAGCCUCUACUUGAAAUCAUUGGUGGUCCAUGACAAUCUCAUCAACCUCGACCAUGAGAUGGUGAGUCCAGGAGUCUUCCGGGUCAUUCUGGACUACAUCUACACAGGCCGGCUUAGUGAGGGGGACCCCACUUCUCCCACUGAACCCAAUUUGGGGGCUGUCUUGGCAGCAGCCAGCUACCUUCAGCUGCUCGACUUAGUGGCCUUGUGCAAAAAAAAGCUGAAAAGAAGUGGCAAGUACCCUCCACGCCCAAGUCCUGCAUUUCUGCCCUACCCAAAGAUGGGGCCCAAUAGUAUGGGCUUAGGGAGUGGUGGCAGGUAUAGGGUUUCUACUCCUGUCAUUCAGUCCUGCCCUCCAGGAGGAAUUUUGAAUAGCCAUGCAACCCGGGCACAACCACUAGAGGAGCUAGUUCCCCAUCGACUAGGCCUUCAUGCAGGGGAGCUGUAUGCCCCUACCUCUACCCAGGGCUCACAGGUGUUUCCGUCCCUGCAGUCAGCUCUGCCUGCCCAGCUUGGGCGCUCAGCCCACCCUGAGAGGAACUGCUCCCCCAACUACGGCCUUGAUCUCUCCAAGAAAAGCCCCAACUCCCAGUCUCAGCACAUGCCCUCUCACUCCCAUCUGGCAAAUACUCACAAUGAUGAGGAGCGAGACGGGACUCUGAGUGGCCGCACUAGUCCCAUGCAGGGGACAAAUGGAAGAGCCUUCCCCUCAGAAAAAAUAGAGUCCACAGAUCAGGCAACCUCCCUCACUCCUCCCCCUUUUCCCCAUCUCAACCAGCCUCUUGGCCCUCACCUCCCACACCUGCAUCGCUCAGGCUCCCAGGGCACAGAUCGUUACCCAUGCCCCCCAAGCCCUGACACCCCCACGGAAGGUGGCGAGGCAGGCAGAGACAUGGGAAACAUCUACCGCUGGGUGAAACAUGAGCCACUGUCAUAUACAGCUGAGGAUGAAGAGGAAGAUGAGGAUGAGGAGGAGGGGGGCGAAAAUGGAGACCAGCAUCAUAACCACCACAAGGCCGGGGAGGAGAGUGAAGGAGUGGACGACAAGAGCGGGUCAGGCACAGAGGAGACAGGCAGUAGUGAAGGCCGUCCGUCGCCUCGUGGAUCAUUGGGGAGGUUCCACAUGCCGUAUGAGCCAGAGAGCUUCGGGGACAAUCUGUACGUCUGCAUUCCCUGUGACAAAGGCUUCCCGAGCUCAGAGCAGCUUAAUGCACAUGUGGAGACACACACAGAAGAGGAGCUGUAUGGUAACUCUGGUGGGGAGAUGGGAAACAGCAAUAACAGCAGCUCCAAAAACAUGAGCAGUAAUACAAAUGGUUAUGGGAGCCUGAACAGCAGCAACAGUUUGAACAGUCUGUCCCACCUGGAGACCAAGUCCAGCCAGGGGCUGAGUUCAGGCAGCAUCGGGGAGAUGAUCCGUCCCUACCGCUGUUCCUCCUGCGAGAAGUCCUACAAAGAUCCAGCCACUUUGCGCCAGCAUGAGAAGACCCACUGGCUGACCCGGCCUUACCCCUGCAGCAUCUGUGGCAAGAAGUUCACGCAGCGUGGCACCAUGACGCGCCACAUGCGUAGCCACCUGGGGCUCAAACCUUUUGCCUGCGACUCCUGUGGCAUGCGCUUCACCCGGCAGUAUCGACUCACCGAGCACAUGCGCAUCCACUCGGGGGAGAAGCCCUAUGAAUGUCAGGUGUGUGGAGGAAAGUUUGCUCAGCAGCGCAACCUCAUCAGCCACAUGAAGAUGCACAGCAGUGGAGGGACUGCAGGCGGCUUGACCACAGAUGGGAAACUCAAGCUGGACUUUACUGAGGGCAUCUAUCCUCUGAGUAAAUACACAGCAGAGCAUCUGGGGCUGAAGCAGGAGAAGGCCAACGAGCUUCUCAUCCAAGCCCAGCAGCAACUGGUAGCUGAUGCAAAGGCCAUAGAAAGCCUCUAUCCGCUGUCCAAACUGGCCUCCGAGCACCUGGGCCUGUCCCACGACAAGAUGGAUGUCCUGGGCCAGCCUCUCCCUCCUCCCCCACAGGCGCUCUCUGAAGCCCGCACCAUUGACCGCUACUCACCCAGCUAAGACCACAUGUCCUGUAUAAAUGGCAAACACCAAUAGGUCUGUGUGCACACACACACAACUUGCAGUAUUCAAAAGCCAUUCACCUCAAAGCAGUAUCUCCUCUGCACCUCAGACUCAGGCCGAAAGUAAUUGGCCUGUUGAUGCACACCAAAAUGUGUUGACUGUAAGUGCCUUUCUAUGCAUCUAAUGUAUCUUAAAGACCUCCUUCAUAAAGGAGCUCUUUGCUAUUCCGUGACCAAGGAACACUCAUUCAAAGAAGUACAGUAUUUAUGUACGGUGUAUGCAAACAAACAUUUUUAAAAAAAGAUUACAGCCAUUGAGCCAAAGUGACAAAUUUGAAAACCAAAAUGAAAUUGUUUUAUUUAUUUUUGUAUUAUGGUGAAAACCAAAGAGAAACUGUUGCAAGGAAACAUUGCAAUCUGACCCUAAACCUGUGUACAAAAGGUUGUGUACAAAAAAAAAAAAAGGAAAGAAAAAGCACAUAAGGACAAGAUUCAGGGUUUCGGUCCAGACCUGAGCGGAACUUUUGAACCAAAUGAAUAAGCCAACUCUUCUGGACUUUAAAGUAAAGGGAGGAUUCCCCCCCGCCCUUUUUUUUUGUUUUGUUUUUUGUUUUGGGGGGGUACUGGACAAUUUAUGUAUCUCACUCUCCAGCUUCUCCAAAUCAUGUUCCGGUUCCCCAAGUUGCGAGGAAAUGACUGAACGAUGAGAGCAGUUGCUGCAGCAUUUUGGUAAAGUCUCCUCUGCUUUAUUUUUCUCCACACUUUUUAAAGUAGCCCCACUCCUCCACAUAUUUGUGUGGAUAAAGGCUCAUACUAUGUGACAGUAAUGGUAGCUUAAUCAGCCUUGCACUCAGCGUGUAACCCUUCAUGAGCUAAAACUUCCUUUGCAUUUAGACUAACAUCCCUUAGCUUUCGGUUGUUAUUGAGACGCAGUAAGCACAGCCAUAUGAUCUCAUAUCUGGGACAUGAUUGCACAUACCCAACUGAUGACACACUAAUCGCUGCUCAUGAUGAGUGUAGCUUCAUCUCAUGGAGCAGACGAAGCAUGGGUGUUGCCUCUGACAUUGUGUAAUAUUUACAAUUGUAGAUGUGGCCGAGCAGAGAGGCGCGGAUCGGGUCAGAAGUAAUGACACAGAAAUCUGCCAUUUACUGUCGAGAGCGAUUAUUCCAUUCACUUCAGCCUGGUGAUUAAUUGUGGUGCCGCAGAUUCUGAUUUGAACUCUCAUUUGACCUCCCUCCCCUGUAGUCCGUUGUCUGGGAGCCCUGCUACUGUUGACAGGCCAAAGUCGGUGCUGUACUCAGCCCUUAGCACUCCACCGCCCCCCCUGCCCCUUUCACACACACACAUAGAGCUGCUAAUGUGUCCAUGAUAUGAACAUAAGAAGGGGUUUGUGGGUCUUCCCUGGGAGCCAGCGGGUGAACAGCACAUCCCAGCUGCUGUGCCUCAGUAAUCCCUGUGAAAUCUCACUUUCUCCUGGACAAUUCGCACUGCUCGCCGGCAUGAUGUCCCAUUUCAUGCCUGCCAUCUUACCCCUCUGAUCCACUUAUUAACAACAUAUCCAAAGCCUAGCAAAUGUCUCCCGGCCGCCUCGCCUCCCUUCCUCGUUCCUCGUUGGUAUCAAAUGCGGAAACAAAGAAUGACAUAUUUCUGUGUUGGCUGACCAGCAGUUCCUCCAGCUUGAAAACAAAAGAGCACUUAAAGGUUGCGGGUAGACGGCACAUUUUUGACUUUCAGUGUUUAUUCCAAACAACAUGCUGGCCUUUUUUUUUUCUUUUCUUUUUCCACUUUUACUGGUUCUUGAUUCAGAUUAGAAAUGUCUGACCACUAUAGUGCCAAUGCCAACCUCAGUGGGUGAAUGUGAAGACUAAAGCCAUAAAUACACUGUGAUAGACGUAGUGAAUAUUAAAGGCUAAAAUAUAUAUAAAAAAAAUAAUAAAAAAAAUAAAAGUCAAUGUGCCUGACUUUUGGGAUUGUUUUUUUUUUUUUUUUUAAAAAUGUAACAAUAAUUUAAGGGCUUCCUCUCUGUAGCAUAUGAUCAUAUCAAACAUGUUGUUUUCUGUCACUUACUUUUCAUUAUUUUGAUUUUUAACUGAAAGCAGCGCACGUGAAACUGGUGCUUACCUCAGGACUGAACCCAGCAUGGGGACGCUAAGCUUUACUAAAUCUUCGAAUAACAAUGUCAACACACACACACACACACACACACACACACACACACUUUUUUUAAAAUUUUCUUAUUAACAGGGCAGUUGUCCUGUGUUAAACCUGUGGUUAUUUCUGUGUUUAUAAAUUUCUUUUUACAGUUUUAUGGUGGAGAGAUAACAUGUGUUAUUAACUUUUUGUUUUCAUUUUUACUAUGUGGUAUACAUUUUCCAUUGUGUUGUCCUCUAAGAGGCUUGUGUCGGUCUGACCAAUUCCAUUGUUAUAUAACAUAAGGCAAAGUUCAUUUUGGUUGUAUCAUAACUGGCUGUUUGUGAAUUUUUGAACCACACUUUAGUGAGCAUGGUGGCAUUGAUCUUUGGUUUCAACCGCACAUACAGUAAAGUGACAAAUGUAAUGUUUUGGAAUGUCUCCACAAGACAUGAUGUAUUAUCAGCACUUCCCUAAACAGACGAGCAGUGGCUUUGCUGAGCGUAUAUGAAAACCAGCCUCAUAUUGUUUGACUGCUUUUCUCCAGAGGUUAGUGAACUCUAGAUGCGAGUCAGACUGAGGCCGAACACACACACACACAAAAA